Messenger RNA from Monoraphidium neglectum, 1428 nucleotides. RefSeq lists its product as hypothetical. The record is from RefSeq and is a predicted model, not a curated record. NCBI's taxonomy places the organism in Eukaryota, Viridiplantae, Chlorophyta, Chlorophyceae, Sphaeropleales, Selenastraceae. The transcript is spliced from 2 exons. The coding region runs from base 1 to 1428 and encodes 475 amino acids.
AUGGACGUCAUCCUGUCUGAGAAGAUGGACCAGGCGCUGCUCAAGGUGGCCGUCACACUGCUGGCGCGCUGCGAGCGGCGGCUGGCGGGCUGCGAGGACCUGGAGGACGUCCUCACAUUCCUCAAGCAGGAGAUGACGGCCUGGGACGAGCAGUCCCUGCACGACGUCCUGGGGGACGCGUUCGGCCAGCCCUGGACGCCGCGCCAGCAGGCGCUCCUCAGCAGCCUGGAGGGCGCAGAAACAGUGGCGGAGGCGCAGGAGCGCACCAGCAGGGCAAACCUGGCGGCGGCCGCCGCGGCGGUCGCCUCGGCGGCGGCGGGCGGGCCCGGGUGCGGCCUCGACGAGGCGUAUGGGGACGGCGCUGCGGCCGCGGCCGCCGCGGCGGCCGCGAUUGGCGCGCUGUCUGCGCCCGCGCCGACGCCGACCUCGGGGUCGGCGGCGGCGACGCCGCGCGGCAGCCAGGGCGGCGCGCUGCCGUUGCUGCCGCCGCCGAGCAGCCCCAGUGUCAGGUUCAGCAAGUCGGCCGGCAGCCUGCGCCAGCGCAUCGCGAGCGCGCAGGCGCUCAGCAGCGGCGGCGGCGCGUCGGGCCCGCCGUCGCCGCUCCCGGCUGCGCCGCCCGCGCCUGUCGUGCCCGUAAAUGGUGUGGGGCUCGAGGCCGCGGCGGCGGGGGCGGCGGCGGCGGCGGGGGCGGCGGCGGCGGCAGCACAUCUCCAUGACCUGCUUGGAGACUGGGUGCCAUUUCAAGAGGCGCGGCAGGCCGCGCCCACACUAGCGGCCGGCACACAGCAACCGCCAACGAUCGCGCAGCAGCCGUUGUCGCAGCCGCCGCCGCAGCAGCAGCAGCAGCAGCAGCAGCAGCAGCAGCGGGAGCAGCAGGAGCUAGAUUGCCUAGUGGCACCGGUACCCUCUCAUAUUGAGUCCACACCUGCAGGCGGGGGCACACCAGGCCCCUCAUUUGGGCAGCAGCAGCAGCAGCAGCAGCAUGAGCAGCAUGAUGCCUGGUUUGACUUUGUCGCGUCGCCGCAGGUGCCCUCCACGCCGGCUGGUGGGCCAGCGAGCGCAGGUGUAGCAGGCAGCCUUGCCGACGAUCCCUGGCAGCUGCUGGCCUCCACCCCCACAGCUUCCAGCGGCGGCGGCGCAGGUGGCAGUGGCGGUGGUGCCAACGGCGUGGGUCCCUCGCGCGCCACACACGACUGGCAGCAAUUAGCAGCGGCGGGGGCAGCGGGACGCAGCAGCGCGGUCGCAUCACCAACGCCACAUCAGAAUGCAGCAGCAGCGUUUGACCCCUUUGUUGGCAGCCCGCUGCUCGCAGCAGCGCCCAGCUUGACGAGCCUGCAGCUGGGAACCUCGUGCAGCUUGGGCGGUGGCGCCGCCGCGCGGGGCGCUGGUGGGUUGGAACAUGACCCAUUUGGCAGCUGGCAGCACUAG